AAUGACCCUACCGGAACUUGUUACAGUGGUGCUGUGGUGCUACGCCGACCGAUUGAAAACAGUCGGACAACCAAAGCGCAAACAAAACUUGUUCAACCUGUAUGAUGUUGUAGCUAAAAACUAUUUAUUUAUUAUUGAUUACUUGUAUUUAAUCAAUAACGAUGUGGGUCGCCAGGCGAUUUCUGUCGUCGGUCGCUCAGAGAAGUCAGUAUGCAGGACAGUCUGGCUUAUUCCGUCGCCCUCCGCACGGCUGCCUCCCUGAGCUGGAGCUGCGGUAUCUCCAGUGCACAUGUUGCUGGCGGAGCCGGGUUCCCGUGGCAGGCUUUGAGACCCUGAACGCCACCAUCUCCUCCACGUCUGAGCCCUGCAAAGAGGACAACAGAUCCCUGGAUGCCUGCUACACCUCCGAGCAACGAGACGCCAUCCUCCAGCUGCUCAACACCGCCACGCCGUCAGAGAUGGCAGGCGUCAAGCUCCUGAGAGGCCGCAAGUCGCUCAACAUUGUGGAAUACAGGACUAAAAACGGACCCUUUAAAACUCUGGAGAGUGUGGUGAAUGUACCGCUGCUGAAGCACAAAAGUGCUGUAAUAGUGUUCAACUCCAUUCUCAACCCGGUUAAGAAAGAGAGGAAAGUGAGGAUUCAGUUGGCAAAGUUUAUCAGGCCAGAGGUUGACAGGUCCUGGUUGGAGGACGCCACUAGCAUUGUGUCACUAGUAUGUGGAACUAAUAAAAUCGCAUGGGCUCAUGUGGACCGUGGGAUGACAGUACUGGAUUGGCAACAGCUGGAAUGUCCAAAUUUCUUGAGGGGAACAUACAUGGCUUCUGCUUACUUGAAUGAUGUUUCCACAGUUCUGGCACUCCUCCCAUCAGCUGACUUCUACGUAAUAGAGAAAUCGUCUAUCUCCGUACAGAAUACGGCUCUGUUCCCUGUCAUGGCCCACAUGAGGACUGUGGAGGCCAUGCUGUUUGCGCUGCUUGAGCCAAGAAAGUCAUCACCUGAGUCCAACAUUCCUCCAAGAGUUUUGAACAUGAUGCGUAUUGCUGUGGGACGUCACUUUGGACUCAUGGUGGGCGAGUCCCGGACCAGUGGAGCACAGACAGUGCGACAGCUGAUGACUGAGUCGGUAACACAGAAGCUUCCCAGGAUAAACUUCCCCCCAGAGCUGCUGGUGAAAUACAGGAAUUACUUUCAGAUGGGCAGCAGAAGAGGAGGAGAGGAACUCUGUGAUGCUCUGCUUCAGGCUGUUGCUUUUUAUGAGCUGCUCAGCGAAUCUUCCAGUUAGCCACUACAUGGGCUGAUCUGAUGCCUGAACGUGCACUACAUCCGCU
Messenger RNA from Etheostoma spectabile (orangethroat darter), 1329 nucleotides. It is a transcript of the gene tefm, whose product is annotated as transcription elongation factor, mitochondrial. Lineage: Eukaryota; Metazoa; Chordata; Actinopteri; Perciformes; Percidae. Bases 162 to 1283 code for a protein of 373 amino acids. Gene Ontology annotation, molecular function: nucleic acid binding; DNA polymerase processivity factor activity. The record is from RefSeq and is a predicted model, not a curated record. Gene Ontology annotation, cellular component: mitochondrial nucleoid. Gene Ontology annotation, biological process: transcription elongation by mitochondrial RNA polymerase; mitochondrial transcription. The transcript is spliced from 5 exons.